AGGGGCGCGGUCUUUUUAAAGUUUCGUGUGCAUAUUUUUGCGAGAAGUGCAACGAGAAAUUUGCAAGUGCAACGUUUUUCGCAGCAUCUGCUAAGGAUUUUCUUUCUGCACGAUGAAGCUGCGUGUCUUUCCCAUCCGCCGAAGUCGCGAGUGAGCGCAAAUUACACAAACGGAGCGGUCUCCGUUGCAAAGGGCACGCUGCUGCGUGGAGUGAAAGUAAUUUAUAUACGGCAGCGGGCGAGCCUCUUUUGCUCUUCUUGCGGUGCAUGCAUACCUUCCAGGGCAGUCGAAGGUAGAAUACGGAAGUGUCUUGACCGUAGAGAAGUGAUCUAGCUAUAGGAGCACAAAAUGAGUCCGCACGGUGAUUUGAAUUAUAACUUUCAGAUGCGAUCAAAUGGCGAGGAAGCAGAACUUUUGUAUGACGCGUCGCUCCUCAAGAAACUGGACUUCAGUAAAGCGCGAACCAGAUUCGAGCCAAAAAUCAGCGCCGCCAACCCUGGCCCUGGCCUUCUCGUGCGUCCCCUGAGCACGGACGACUACGAAAAAGGAUUUCUACAACUACUAAGUCAGCUCACCAAAGUUGGAGACAUUAGCAAGGAAGAAUUCCUUGAUCGAUUUGCUUCAAUGAAGCGCUGCGCGAACACUUAUUAUGUGACUGUGAUCGAAGACACUGAGCUGGGAAAAGUGAUCGGGGCCGCCACACUAGUCGUCGAGCAAAAGUUCAUUCGCAACCUCGCACUGCGAGCAAAACUGGAGGACGUGGUUGUGAACGACACCUACAGAGGAAAACAACUGGGCAAAUUAAUUAUUUCAACAAUCAGCCUUCUCGCCGAGGAACUUGGCUGCUACAAAAUCAACUUGGACUGCAAAGAUCACAUGGUGCCCUUUUACUCGGGACUUGGCUAUCGGUGCGAGGAGGGCAACGCCAACUCAAUGUCGAUCAGGCUAACCGCAGACGGGGCCAACAAUGCCAAGCUUUUGUGUUUGACUGCACGCGAAAAUAUAUGUGCUUGUUUACGAAAUGCGAGGACUAACCACUGACCCCAAGAGAUUCUGCGGAGUGAGUCAGCAAAUUUUACUUCUUUCUAACUAGAUCAAAAUAACCCAGUUCAACUUGACUGUUUGGGGUUUCUGUUUCUUCAACUGGGGGUUUAGCAAGGCAAUUGUCACGAAUUGGAAAAAAAAUGUUCAUUUUUAUAUUUCAUUAUAUUAUAACUGUUAUAAUUUAUUCUACUCAAUUUGAAUUAUUUGGAAAUUUGGACGUGUUUUAGAAAUUAAUUGAAUAAAAAGAUUUUUAAUUUCAACUUCAA
Messenger RNA from Neocloeon triangulifer, 1310 nucleotides. It is a transcript of the gene Gnpnat, whose product is annotated as probable glucosamine 6-phosphate N-acetyltransferase. The transcript is spliced from 8 exons. The coding region runs from base 349 to 1041 and encodes 230 amino acids. NCBI's taxonomy places the organism in Eukaryota, Metazoa, Arthropoda, Insecta, Ephemeroptera, Baetidae. The record is from RefSeq and is a predicted model, not a curated record. Gene Ontology annotation, molecular function: monosaccharide binding; glucosamine 6-phosphate N-acetyltransferase activity. Gene Ontology annotation, cellular component: endoplasmic reticulum-Golgi intermediate compartment; Golgi apparatus; endoplasmic reticulum. Gene Ontology annotation, biological process: UDP-N-acetylglucosamine biosynthetic process.